Messenger RNA from Dendronephthya gigantea, 5137 nucleotides. Its product is annotated as Hermansky-Pudlak syndrome 5 protein-like. Gene Ontology annotation, molecular function: protein binding. The coding region runs from base 98 to 4420 and encodes 1440 amino acids. Gene Ontology annotation, cellular component: cytoplasm. The transcript is spliced from 34 exons. The record is from RefSeq and is a predicted model, not a curated record. Gene Ontology annotation, biological process: developmental pigmentation. NCBI's taxonomy places the organism in Eukaryota, Metazoa, Cnidaria, Anthozoa, Malacalcyonacea, Nephtheidae.
CUGCAAUCCAAUUUCAACAACACGAAGUUCGAGUGUUCGACACAACCAAUGGAGCCUUUUUAAAGGGAUAGUCGAAUGCAAAGAAUGCACGAGAAAUAUGGAAUCUGUGCCUCUGGAAGACUGUAAUCCAAAGGAACCUCUAUUCUAUUUAUUCAAACACAAAGAUAUCGACGGACUUCAGCUGCCUUUGAAAGGUUCAAGCAGGGUUAAGUAUAUUAGCUUUAAUGUAUCAAUCAACUAUAUUGCACUUGGGACAAAUGCUGGAGGUAUUCAUAUAUUUCGAAGAUCAUCCCUAAGACAUUACAGAUUCCUAAAUGCAAAAGUAUUUCCACUACCUGACUCCAGCCGAAUACUGGAUGUUGGUGUGACGAAUGUUCUGUUUUCUGCCCAGGAGAAGUUUUUGGCGGCAGCAUUAAGUUCUGGUCACGUUGCAGUUUGGGAAUUGAACUUUGAUAAAAGGGAAGCUUCUCAGCUAAUCAGGAAAACUGAUGAACACAAAGGUUCUACGGUUACUAGUUUAUGUUGGGAUUUGUCCUCUACCAAACUAUUUAUUGGUGAUAGCAAAGGAUGUGUUUCUGGCCUUGAACACGGUACCGGAAAGAUUCGUCGUGUUCAUACUAUUAUUAAGGAAGGACCAGCAAUUGUGCAAUUGGAUUUUGCAGACGAGAAAUUGCUGGUCUCGAAUACCAAAAGAUGUGUUUAUUAUUAUCAAAGCAAUGAAAACCUUGUACAAAUUGGUACAAAGGCACGCGAUGGCCCGUUUGGAGCAUGCUUUCAUUUUCGCUCGAGUGGAGACCAAGCUGUUGCAUAUUGUGCUAGACCAGGCGCAAGACUGUGGGAGGUCGAUAGUUCUGGUCAGGUAUUGUCCACCCAGCAAUACAAGAAAUUCUUAGCAGUGCCCAGUACACCGUUCAUAGGACAUUUGUCUGGGAAAGAAAAAAGCUUGGUCAACAAUUGUGAUACACCCAAAUUUCGAAAACUUCUUGUCAUACGAGAUGCGUAUCUGAUGACAUGGACAAACGAGACCAUCAUCAUCAUUGACCCGAUUCUUGGAAAGUUGAUUCUUUGGAAUAGUCAAGUAGAAAAUAUUGAAGAUAUAUGGUGUAAUCGUCAAGAUAUGUUUGUGUUUCAAACUGGUGGUUCUCUGACUCGUUUCUCACUCAUCCCUCCCAAGGAAUGUGCAGCCAAGUUAUUUGUUAUGGGGGAAUGGUUACAGUGCUCCAAGGUUCUUAUAUCCUGCAAGUCACAAAUCAUUCCUGUUGCUGCGAGAGACCAGGUGCCAGAGUUUGUUGUACGACGAGCGAGAGAAAUGCUUAACGAUGACCUGCAACAUGAGGAAAUUGUUGGUGAGCUAACAGAACUCGAACAAAAUUUGGAACGUCUUCCAGUUGAUUCAGCAGGCGAAGUUAGUGAAAUCCUCGGAGCUGCAUCAUUCGACGAUUCCGAAUCUCACAGCAUUGCAAGUGACUUCACGAGCAAUGCCGACAGCGACAGUGUAAUGGACAGUUCUUUGGACGCGGGUAUGGGAGACACUAACAAAACUGACAAGAAAGAAAAAUUAACAGUAAAGCUAAAAAAUGCUUUCAAAGAUCAGCUGAAGGAGUUCUCACUGGACACGGUGUUGUUAGCUGGUGCACACGCUGCCGGUCAUAUGAAUCUGACGAAUGCAUUCGCCUUUGGUGCUGGCGGAAAUGUCAAGCCUUUCAGUCCUUCUUGGGACGUGAAGAAUGCAAGGUAUAAUACAAGAUCGCCAUCAGAUAGUGAAGGGUUUCCUGAAGAUACGUCCAAUGAUGAAGCUGCAUCUUCACCAUCUCAUGCCAGGAAUGAGAAUGUUGGCUCGAUGGAUGACGUUGAGUCGGAUACGGAAGAAAGAAAAGCUCCAGUGGUGUAUAAAGAACUGAGAAAAAAGAAAAUGAAAAUUCAUACUGUUGAUAUUGUGAGUCCAUUGCAACCCACAGAUUUGAUCAAAAUGGAGAAGUCAAAGGAAUUGUAUAAAGAUGAUUUUGAAAAGAAUGCUGAUCUUUCAAAAACACCUGACAGCCAGGUAACUGAGAAGAUAAAACAAGGUUCUCUCGACUCAUCUUUGAGCUCUAAUGAUAGCAUCCCUGGAAGAGAAUCGAAUAUUCUUUCGCGCUCAGUCGCAGCGAAGCAAGAAGUGGUACAAAAAGCACGUAAAUUUUUGAAGCGGUUAUCUCCAGAAGACAAAGACUUGGGACAAGAAGAACAAACAACGGCGAUUAGUAACAAAGGAUCUAAGGGAAUGUCAACGAAUAUUACGUCACCUCUUGAGGUGAAAUCGUUAGUGAUAAUUUCUCGCGAGACAAGAAAAAAGAUCCGUGAAACUCAAAAACUUUACGAUCCGAAGGCUCUAAAAUCAAUCCUAGGCGAUUGGAUUGCGUACUUGGAGAAAGCGAACAGUGCAGUUGAAUUAGUUUACCCCAGAAAUAAAGACACAAGAGACUAUUAUGUGACGGAUGUUGGAAAAGUUCUUUCCCCGUCUACCAAAGUUGAUCUUACAAGAUUCUUGAAUCCUAAAGAUACAGCUAUUGUUGCAGAACUCACGAUGAUGUGUUUUAAGAUGGAUAUAUUUUCAUCAAGUGGUACGAAUGAUUGUAACUUCGACGAAGAAAUAACGAAGGAAGAUUUAUUAACUUGUGAUCAUUGCAAACAGAAACAAAACAAUGUCGUUUUCACUGGUGAGACCGUUGCACCGGACGAUGAACGGCCUCUGGUCGAGGCUUUAGCACGCGAUCGUGCGAAGACAAAAUUCCUUUGUGUCAAUUUUCAACUCUUGGAUUUCCAAACGUUGAAAGGACGUGUAAUAUCGGAGUGCCUCAAAUACAGGGAUUUGCUGAAUGAUCUUUUGCGUUGUCUGGACGAUUUCACUGAACGAGAUGCUGUCGAUGAUGCCAUAGAUAUCGGUGAUACAAAAGUCGCGUUACAGCUGAUAAAAGACAAAGCGGAAAACUAUCAAAAAAGACUACCACGACAUGUGUUUAGAUUGUACUACUUGGUUCCACGAGACGUGGCAAAGCUGGGUGCAGAGAUCUAUCCAUAUCUUCAUCCGUGGGAAAUCGUUCUUCUUUGUUUGUCAACGUCAGCUAACUUGUACAGUAAUUGCAGUGAUUUUCUUAUUUAUGUCACCCAUCUUAUUCAAAAUCAUGCAAAGAAAAGUGAAAAUAAAUUUGAUGUGUUAAAUGAAAUGGUUCGUUCAGAAGAAUUUAUGAUACUUGUUUAUCACUCUGCUCUUAUACUGGAUGAUUUAAGUGACAGUGAUGUGCGAUGCCAUUGUCGUUGGCCAAGACCUGGUUCCCAUCAGACAUCGUUUCAAUAUGAAGAACUGAUGAUAGACAUCAUAAAGAAUUUUGAUUCGAAAAACGACACCGCAGCUUUAAAAAGAUUGCUCAAAAUUUCUUAUAACCACGGAUAUUGGCAAGGAUGCAUAAAACUCCUCGUGAUCCUUGGGCUCCGAAUAGACGCCUUAAAACUGUCUCUUCAACUUGGGGAUAUUUCUUUGCUGAAUAGUAUUCAGAUUUGGGGUUGGCUUCCACAAUCACCAGCGGAAUGGAAGUUUGGGUUACAAUAUUUAGCCAGAUUUUUAGUAAAGCUUUCUAGUAAUUUGAAUGAAAAUAACGAAAUAUCGGCACUUGGAGAAAGUGAAAAAACUAAACUUCUCUUGGGAGACGAUUCCAACGAAGGCAUGUCUAAAGAUGUACCGUUUUAUAACGAAAUUGAGCACAUGAACAAUUGUGAAGACGGAUUUUUAGAAGAAACACCUGGCGGGAAUUUGGACAAUUUGACACCACAUACUUGUAUCAAGUCCCUAAUGUCAGCAGAACACCGGAGUUUGUAUAUUGACAUGAAGUCUUAUGUGCUUCUUAUGUUGAAAAAACUUGGAGCACAACAGACAUUAAAAAUUAUUUCUGAUACGCAACUUCAAAACGUUUUCAUGAUGCAAGAGUUUUAUUACAAGUGCAUUCUUAGCUCUCAAUUGGAAAAUCAUCAAAGCCAAUUAUCUCAUCGCAUUUUACGUGAAGUUAAUGACCACGUGUGGUCCUCCAAAUCUGCUGCCUUAGUUCCAGAGAUUCAUUUUAUGAAAGAGUUGGAAGUUUUAAACAACACGAAAGAAGAAUUGUUCAGUGGAAAGCAACCAGUGAAAUAUUGCCGCAAAUUUGAAGAUGCUUCUGCUUGCAACUGGGGAACUAACUUGCCGUUGGCUGAAUCAUCCUGUGUCGUAUGUCCUUUGCCUCUGUGUGAAAAAUUACCUGGUAAUACUGAAGGUGUCAUUAUUUUCCCAUGUGGUCACCUGUAUCACAAAGAAUGCAGUUCAGAAAAUUAUUGCUUGGCUUGUUUCCACAAUGAGGUUCAGAUACCUUGCGCGGAUGCGCAAACGGGUGCUACUGCUGCGGUCUUCUUUUAAUUAAUUCUGCUUUCUAAUUGAUGUUGAAAUGAUAUUGUUUUUCUUUUAAAAAACGAGGAACAGCCUUUCGGAUUACCUUUUUCUCUUGCAACGAAACAUGCAAUGCAAAGAAGGCAGAGGUAGCUUUUUUAGGGCUGUUUUCCACUAGCUGAAUUUUUCGAUCGAAUGAAAUAUUUCGUUCAUUUUUCUUUUCAAUUGCGAGAAGUCGGCUGAAGCGGACUACCUUGACCGGUGACAGUUAGAAAAUUAAGAGAAAAAUUUCUGUGCAUGAAUACGCCAAUGAGUGAAAGUGCACGAAAGUUGUGAAAGUGCACGAAACUUCGGAGAUUACAUCCGAUACUUGAAUGACCAAUUUUGAACUUGAAGGGCCAGUUUGUUGUUCAUAUUCCCUCGCUAACGAUUUUCUAAAAAAGACCUGGUGCAGUACAAAAAGAAUUUUCCAUUUUCUUCUCUUAGUACUUCCUGAAAUUACCUUGGCUUUGAUGCUAUGCACAUCGUCGCUUCUUUUUUGGGUUUAUAACCAGACACCAGUGAGCCAUGGAUAGAUGCUUUUUCCAAAUAUAUUGAUAUCGUCGCUCUCUUAUCUUUGACCUUCAUUUCUAGUAGUACGCGCGUGCUGAUUGGUCGAAAAGCGUAUUUCUAUAACUGUACAGAAACACGGGAGUUUUCCCGCCGAACUUUACAAGCGAAGUAAUGUAAUGAGAAUUUGUAAUUGAU